Messenger RNA from Porites lobata, 1301 nucleotides. The record is from the annotation of a GenBank genome assembly. Lineage: Eukaryota; Metazoa; Cnidaria; Anthozoa; Scleractinia; Poritidae.
CUGGGGUCACGUCAAGUUCGGAGUAUUUAUCUAAUCACAUACAGCCGAGCGAACGAAGAGAUAGUUCCUAAUCGAGAAAGUUUUGUUCAGCUGGUGUUGGAUAGUUUCGACAAUGCAGACCCAUUAACGCGUUGUGAGAUAUUACAGUGGGUGUGCAGCCAAGAACGGCAUAGGGAUGGGGCCAUUCAUUAUCAAAUGGCAGUGAAAUUAAAUGCACGGCGACGCUGGCUGAAAAUACGCAAUUAUCUUGAUGAGCGACACGGAGUGAAAGUGAAUUUCAGCGCUCGCCAUAGCAAUUAUUAUUCAGCCUGGCAGUACACCACAAAGGAAGACGAGAGUUACUUACAGUCUGAUAACCAUCCCGAUUUGACUAAUACCCCUGCACCCAAUACUUCAAGGGCUACCGAAACGCAUACCCGACUUGCCAAUGGACGAAGGAAGCGUAAAAAGUCCUCCCAAAGUUUAUCGGUUUAUGAUGUAUCGCAGAUAGCCGUAAAAAAUGGCAUAAAAACUCGGUUAGAGCUGCUGGUGUUAGCACAAAAGCAAAAAAGUGAGGGGAAACUUGACUGGCGCAGUUUAUCGCGAAUCGUGGAAGUCGGGUAGUGGAUGAAGCGAUAUUUGUGGGCUGGGAAUUAGAAAACGCGGAGAGCACGCUGCAAAGGAGUAAAAUGACUCGAAUUGAGAUUUUGUACAGUAAAUUGGAAGGAGAGUGUGAGCCAGGGUGUGACGGCCAGUGGUUGCAAAUGGCAAAAGAAGUGUUAGAGCGGAACUCUAUUGUGAGGGAUGACUUUGCAGAAGCUGUUCGCAUACUUCUCGACAAAGGGCGCGGAAAGUAUCGCAAUCUUUACUUGAAAGGUCCCUGUAACUGUGCGAAAACAUUUUUGCUAAACCCUUUGAACACUAUCUACAAAACAUUCAGUAAUCCAGCCUCUACAACGUUUGCUUGGGUUGGCGCAGAACAGUCAGAAGUAGUUUUUCUCAACGAUUUUAGGUGGUCUGCUCAAAUUAUUCCCUGGCAUGACUUCUUAAUGCUUCUUGAAGGCCAAAGUGUCCAUCUACCCGCCCCCAAAACACACUACCGACAAGAUAUUCUGUUCCAGGGAGAUACACCCAUAUUUUGUACCAGUAAGGAUGAACUUAGUUAUGUACGAGGCGGUGUUGUUGAUGACAGGGAGACUCAGAUGAUGAAGGUAAGGUGGCGUGUCUUCAAUCUCUUCCAUCAAAUACCCGAGGAACAGCAGAAGUCAGUCCCCCCGUGUGGAAAAUGUUUUAGUCGACUUAUUUUCCCACAAGACGACUAA